Molecule: messenger RNA, 1930 nt
Organism: Pieris napi
Lineage: Eukaryota; Metazoa; Arthropoda; Insecta; Lepidoptera; Pieridae
Product: beta-1,3-glucan-binding protein-like
Exons: 9
Coding region: 171-1688 (505 amino acids)
Biological process (GO): carbohydrate metabolic process
Molecular function (GO): hydrolase activity, hydrolyzing O-glycosyl compounds; carbohydrate binding
Source: RefSeq, a predicted model, not a curated record
UUCACAGAACUGCAAAAAAUGUGGGUACCGUUACUAAAGCAUACGAAUCAAUAAAUUGCUACUAACCUUGAGAAAUUGGUUAAACAUAAAUAUUAUUCAUAUAAAACCCGGUAUUUUGUAAUUAAUGUUAUUUUACCGUCGACCGGCGUAGUCAUCUCUUGUGUUCUGUGAUGUUUAAGUUUUUAUUGCUGUUUUGUAGUUUUUACUAUGUGUUAUGUUAUGAAGUACCUAAAGCGAAGUUCCAAGCAAUUUAUCCCAAAGGACUUAAAGUGAUUAUACCAGAUGACGGCUUCUCUUUGGUCGCUUUCCAUGGCAAGCUGAACGAAGAGAUGGAUGGCCUCGAAGGUGGUACCUGGUCAGCAGAUAUACCUAAAGCGGAAAACGGAGAAUGGAUAUUCCGAGAUAAUAAUGUGGAGUUGAAGAUGGGAGAUAAGGUUUACUUUUGGACCUUUGCUAUUAAAAAUGGACUAGGGCACCGACAAGAUGAUGGAGAGUGGACUGUGGAUGGAUACGUUGACGCAUUUGGCAACCCUGUUAAAGUUCAAGAUGGCACAACCGAAGAGCCAACAACCAUACCCCCCACUACACCUCCCACUACGUCUACCACCACACCUCCCACCACAACUACCACCACAACUUCCACCACUCAGGCCCCAAAACCAACCACAGAUUCCUCCGGCCCUUACAAAUACCCGUGCGAGAUAUCCCUGACUAAAGUGACCACACCAGGGUUCGUUUGCAAGGGUCAAUUACUGUUUGAGGAUACGUUUGAUGGUGAUUUAGACAAGGGGAGGAUAUGGACACCUGAAAUUAAAAUGCCUAAUGCACCAGAUUUCCCAUUCAACGUAUAUUUGUAUGACAAAAAUGUGCGAUCUGACGAUGGAAAGUUGAUAAUAGAGCCAAUGACCCUCGAAUCGAAGUAUGGUGAUGGAUUUAUUUGGGAAACUCUAGACCUCACCCUUAAGUGUACCGGCAAAAUUGGCACCCCAGAAUGUUACCGAGAAGCAGCGGGCCCAGAAAUCCUACCACCGAUCAUUACUGGGAAAAUUAAUAGCAAGCGUAGUUUUGCUUUUAAGUAUGGCAAAGUUGAAGUCGUCGCCAAAAUGCCGCUUGGAAACUGGCUUAUACCUGAGAUUCAGCUUGAGCCACGGUUCAACGAGUACGGAUCGCGGAGGUAUGCCUCGGGCCUAUUGAAGAUUGCACUUGUUAAAGGGAAUGUGGAGUACGCAAAGAAGCUCAUGGCAGGACCGGUAAUGUCCGAUUUUGAACCUUAUAGGAGUAUGUAUUUGAAAGAAAAAGUUGGUUACGAAAAUUGGAAUAAAGCCUACCAUAACUAUACUCUUGUUUGGACACCAGAUGCGAUUGAAAUGUAUGUGGAUGGUGAAAAGUACGGCGAGGUAGACCCUGGUGAAGGCUUCUACCAAGAAGCAGUUAAGCAUCACGUUAGAGCAGCAUCCAGAUGGCUGAAAGGAUCAGCCAUGGCACCAUUUGAUGAACUGUUCUAUAUAUCCCUCGGACUUCGAGUUGGUGGUAUCAACGAGUUCCCGGACGCGACAAAUAAGCCGUGGAAGAAUCGAUCAGCGAAGGCUGCUCUCCAGUUCUGGAACCACCGUGAUGAGUGGCUUCCCACUUGGUUCUCUGAUACCAGUCCUUUAAGCAUUGAUUCUGUUAGAGUUUAUGCUCUAUAGAAACUACUGCAUUCAAAAUUGCCACAUAAAUAUUUCUUUGAUAAUUCUACAAUUCUACAGUGCGUCAGGCACUAACAGCCUUGCGAUUCUGAACAAUAAACUACAAGCUCCUUAUCAGAAUGCCAAAUCAUAAAAUGACUGCUUCACGACUGAUUUGAGCGCGACCGCCGCUGCGAAAACCGCUGUUAGAUUCGAAAAUUGAGUUACAGAAUCGCAAGGCAGGUAAUAAAUUUUCUCGUAUA